This is a messenger RNA of Megalops cyprinoides (Indo-Pacific tarpon), 957 nucleotides long. It is a transcript of the gene c4h12orf65, whose product is annotated as chromosome 4 C12orf65 homolog. Gene Ontology annotation, biological process: translational termination. Gene Ontology annotation, cellular component: mitochondrion. The record is from RefSeq and is a predicted model, not a curated record. Gene Ontology annotation, molecular function: translation release factor activity. The coding region runs from base 140 to 640 and encodes 166 amino acids. NCBI's taxonomy places the organism in Eukaryota, Metazoa, Chordata, Actinopteri, Elopiformes, Megalopidae. The transcript has 3 exons.
UGGACAGCUAGCAUGUUUAGCUGCUUGCUCUCUCAGGUGCAACCGUUGUCAUUUCAAAACAAACUUGGAAUGAAUCUUAUGGAGUAAGCCUUGUUCGUCGGUUUCCUCACUGAAUUAACGGAGACAGAGGGACUGCUGUAUGUCUUCUCUGCAACAACUUGUCUGUGGCUUUGCCAGGGGAGUGACAUGGGGGGCGUGCUAUCCUGGGCGGGUCCUUCUUUCUCGCGGCUCCACUGGGUGGCCACGCGUUCAGACCGCAGGGAAAAAAGACUGCCUGGAACUCCCUGUUCUAAAUGAAGACGAACUGGAAGAGCAGUUUGUAAGGGGAUCAGGGCCAGGUGGACAGGCAACUAACAAAACCAGCAACUGCGUAGUGUUGAAGCAUAUACCGUCCGGUAUCGUUGUGAAGUGUCACCAGACCAGGUCAAUGGAGACAAACAGGAAGCGGGCCAGAGAAAUUAUGCAGGAGAAGCUGGAUGUCUUCUACAAUGGAGAAGACAGCAACGUUCUUAAGCAGAAGAAGAAUGCAGAAUGGCGCAAAAAGGAGAAGAAGAGAAAGGCAAAGGAGACUCUGGAAAAAAAGAAACUAUUUAAAGAGAUGGUCAUAGCAGAAACCAGGAAAAGCGAGGAGACAAGAUGAGGCACAGCCACUCAAUCCAGGAAGACAAACUGCUUCUUCAUUUUCUUUGUUGUUUUUCUCUACUGUCCAAAACGCAUCAUAAACUAUGGUGGCGUACUGAAAAAAAAAAACAGUUGAAAUAAAUGUCACACAUCACCUGCACAGCUAAUGUGUGAGAUGGAAUCUAUUAUUGUAUUCGAAACAUUCAAAGACUUGAUAAAUAAAUUGCCAUCACAGCCACUUUAAUGAAAAUACGUUUUAUUACACUGAGUAAUAAAUACAUACAAAGAUGCAAAUAAUGGCUUUAUUACAACAGUUUAUCCAAAUCUGGUGUGUGG